GCGCCGGAGAUGUGCGCGGCUGGCUGCGCGGGCUGGCGCUAGCGGCGGAGCGGAGGGCACCGGCGGAGAGCUCCUUGCGCGCCGCUGCCGCGGGGAGACAGCCUGCGGCCGGAAGGACGGGCUGGCGGGAUCAUGACAGAGCCAAGCAGCAGAAAGGAAGGGUUUAAAAAAUGCCGGAGCGCUACUUUCAGCAUCGAUGGCUAUAGCUUUACUAUUGUUGCAAAUGAGACGGGUGACAAAAAUGCACGGCCACUUUCACGAUUUGCCCGGUCUAAAUCACAGAACUGCUUGUGGAACACCAUUAUCGGUGGGCUGACUGGCAACCUCAAGGAAAGGCCAAAGCCCACCAUCAUCAGUGACCCUAGACCUCCUGAAGAGAUCCUUGCAGAUGAGCUGCCACCUGUGGACAGUCCUGAGGCACUGGUGAAAGCAUCUUUCAGGAGCUUGUUGUGGGAAACAGUGGUCACAUUUGAGCGACUCCACAGUCUGAUAAUUCACAUACGGUUGCGAUCUUUGGUAAAGCAGCUAGAAAGAGGGGAAGCUUCAGUUGUAGACCUAAAGAAAAACUUGGAAUAUGCUGCAACAGUCCUUGAGUCAGUAUACAUUGAUGAAACUAGACGUUUACUGGACACAGAAGAUGAGCUCAGUGACAUCCAGUCUGACUCUGUGCCCUCAGAGGUCCGGGACUGGUUGGCUUCUACUUUCACACGGCAAAUGGGGAUGAUGCUAAAAAGGACAGAGGAGAAACCCCGGUUCAGGAGCAUUGUCCAUGCAGUACAAGCUGGGAUAUUUGUGGAAAGAAUGUACAGGCGGACGUCCAACAUGGUCGGUUUGAGCUACCCACCAGCUGUAAUUGGAGUGCUAAAGAAUGUAGACAAGUGGUCCUUUGAUGUAUUUGCACUAAACGAUGCCAGUGGAGAUCAUGCACUGAAAUUCAUUUUUUAUGAACUUCUCACACGCUAUGAUCUGAUCAAUCGCUUCAAGAUCCCCAUUUCUGCCCUGGUGUCCUUUGUGGAAGCUCUGGAGGUUGGAUACAGUAAACACAAAAAUCCUUAUCACAACCUAAUGCAUGCUGCAGAUGUGACACAAACAGUCCAUUACCUCCUUUUCAAGACAGGUGUUGUGCACUGGCUGACAGAGCUGGAGAUCUUCGCUAUGAUCUUUGCAGCUGCUAUCCAUGAUUAUGAACACACAGGAACCACCAACAAUUUUCACAUCCAAACACGGUCAGACUCAGCCAUUCUGUAUAAUGACCGGUCUGUGCUUGAAAAUCACCAUGUUAGUGCAGCAUAUCGUCUUUUGCAAGAUGAUGAAGAGAUGAAUAUUUUAUCUAAUCUCUCAAAAGAUGACUGGAGGGAGUUCAGGGCUCUGGUGAUUGAGAUGGUGUUAGCCACUGAUAUGUCCUGUCACUUCCAGCAAAUCAAAGCCAUGAAGAAUGCUUUGCAGCAGCCAGAAGGAAUUGACAAGCCGAAAGCCUUAUCGCUGUUGUUGCAUACAGCAGAUAUCAGUCAUCCAGCCAAGGCCUGGGACCUCCAUCACCGCUGGACGAUGUCUCUGCUAGAGGAGUUCUUCAGACAGGGUGACAAAGAAGCAGAACUAGGACUUCCCUUCUCUCCAUUGUGUGACCGCAAGUCGACUAUGGUUGCUCAGUCUCAAAUAGGUUUCAUUGAUUUCAUCGUGGAACCCACUUUUACUGUGCUGACUGAUAUGACCGAGAAGAUUGUGACACCGCUCAUAGAUGAAGCUUCCCGUUCUGGCAUGUCUGGGUUCAGACGUUCCAGUCUGAAUAGCAUUAGUCCCUCUGAAGUUAAGAGAUCAAGUGUCAAGAGCACUGGGUCAGAAGGAAGUGCCUCACUCAACUGCUCCAUACUCACUGUGGACUUCAAAUGUUUUAAAGCCACCUGGACUGAGGUGGUGCAGCAGAACCGGGAGAAAUGGAAAGCACAAGCCACCAAAGAAGAAAAAGCUAAGAAAGAAGCAGAGGAAAGUGUUCAUCAGGGAACAGAUGAAAAGAAAACAGAUGAAAAGGAUGAGAAGCCAACUGAAGAUGACACAGCAGCAAAGAUGGAGAACAGCAAAGAACCAAAUCCUGGGGAAAACAAAAGUUCAGAUUCCAAUGAGAAUUCCCACGUAAAUGGGACAGGGCAAACUGGAGUGACCAGACACGAAGCCUCUCAAGGAAAAAGUGCUCCUAGGACAGAUAAGGGAAUGGAUUCUCAUCACACAGCGAGAGAAGAGAAACAUGUCCAGAAUGGUGAAAUAAAGGAAGACUGUAUGGCAGACAAAAAAGAUCAAUCUGGUGUGGGAAGUGAAUCAAAGAAAACAGAUGGUCCAGCACGACUUUCGGGGGGCUCACUGGGCUCCAGUUCCUCAGCAAGCCGCCUCACACUGCCAGCCAUCAAACCUCAGCUGUGUCACCUCGAGAGGCCCACCCACAGCUCAGGACCCUAUUUCCCAGCCUUCCACAAGAAAUCAGAGGAACAUCCUGUGAGGUAUAAGCUCCUUGACCAAAGGGGAAGGAUGAAAAAGAUCCAAAACAUUUCUCAGAGCUGGACUAGGAAAUAGCAAAAGAGCUGAAGAGGCAUCUGGAAUGAAGCUCCUCACGGGCAGUGAAGGAUGUUGUGCAACCACUGCACAGGCCAGACUGCAUUGCAUUGUACAGCAGCUGUUAAUCCUAGAUAAAUGCAAGUGUGUGAUUUAUCUAAAUAUAAUGAACAUUUUCCUAGAAAUGUUCUCAAUAGCCUUAUUUUUAAAGCAUACACUCACCUAGUAAUAAAAUAUUGGACUGUUACCUUAAAAUGUAAUUGUGUACCACUGUUUCCUGUCAAAUUAAGAAAGCCAAUGCUUUUUUAGAUUGCUGAGCUUGUUAAAAUGUUCUCACUGUGACUUGCUGCCUAGCACAGGUAGGACACCUCCUAUUUCAGACAGCACAGGAAAGAUUUUCCUAGCCAAAUUGAAUGUUCUCCUGCUAUAAUGUGGUAGGUGCUCAGGAGAAUGAAAGUAGUAAACUGAAGUACAAAUUGUUUCACUCACUAGGGAAAAGAAGACACAGCAGGACAUUAAAAUUGUGCCUUGUGACCUCAGCUGUAUUUUUAAUAGCACAACCUUCUGUGGCGUUAAUUGAUCUGAGCGAGAUCCCAUGUGUUCUUGUGGUGCGCAGCAUCCCAUGGACCCGAGAUGCUUCACUCUGUGAAGGAGUUGCUUUUGUUCCUACAUUUUACACUGUGAGAAACAGUGGCCAAUAACUCCCUUUCUUCUUCAUGCCCCUGGUGAUUUACCUCCCCUUCCAGCUGAGGAUGUCUGUUCUGUUUCUACUGUCCUCACAAGGAAACCUACUCUACCUUUUGUCUUUCCUGCUGAACUUCUCUAUAUCUUCUUUUAAUCUCUCUUUGAGAGGGCCUGCACUGCACAUGAUACUCAUAAUGCAGGUAUACCAGAAAUUCUGCCAAUUACACUGAAGUAAGCUUCCUCUUCUCCUUCUCCUUCUUCUUUUUUUUCUUUUUUCUUUUUUACCUUACUUCCUUCAUUUCUCUGCCUUGCUUGUCUUCUUCUUCACCUUUUCCAAACCACAUCUUCUGGAUAAGCACAGUUAAUAGCAGAGAGUUUAAUUCCCCCGUACUACAAAGGCUGGCCAUUUUAUGCCUUCCCCACCCCUCCAUUGUUAACCAGUUAUUUAUCCAUGUAAAGUUCAUAUGCUAAGAUCUUUUCUCAGUCAUUGACAGAUCAGUAGCUUUGACAGCAGGACCUUCUCAACAUGUCUUCUGGAAAUCCCUGUGGGCUCCUCCAGGGAACUCUCAAAAUAUCUCUGAGGCAGGCUUUCUCCUGUAAAACCUGCACUGAUCUCUCUGUUGUAUCUACGGCUGCAUCUACUAAUUCUAUUGUUCAUAUUUCCUAAAAGUUUGUUCAUUGUGAAAUCAUAUUCUGAUAUAUAUAUCUCAGAAUGUCCAACAUCAAAACUGCACCAGUAUAUGUAAGUAACACUGCACUAUGAGAGUUACAGCACAACAUAGCUGGUUGUUGCAUGAGCAGAUCUGGGGCAUCCUCUCCUGUCUGUUAGAGGUCACUGCAAUUCCAGGUGUACUUGCCCUGAGUAGCAUCUUUCCACAGAGUUUUCCUAGAAAUGUCCACAAAAUUGGUGAAUACAGCAGACAGCUGACCAAGCACUCUGAUGUCCCUGUGUCACUUGUUUUUGUCUGCUUGUUUGAUAUUUGUGGCAUUGACCUUAAGCACCAUCAGAACUCAUGACUCUAGCAGCCAGUCUGGAUUACUGCCUAAACUGAAUGCAAAGAGGAAUGCACUUCAAAGCCAUCUGUUUAUGAAAUGGGAAUAUAUCUCUAGGAAUUUCUUGAGAAUUAUAUUUUGCUGUAGAGUACCCUGAAGUGUUUUACAUAAGCAGGCUGUAUGGAAACUCAAAAUUAUACUAUUCUCCCAAACACA
Molecule: messenger RNA, 4437 nt
Organism: Gallus gallus (chicken)
Lineage: Eukaryota; Metazoa; Chordata; Aves; Galliformes; Phasianidae
Gene: PDE1C
Product: phosphodiesterase 1C
Biological process (GO): signal transduction
Molecular function (GO): 3',5'-cyclic-nucleotide phosphodiesterase activity
Source: RefSeq, a predicted model, not a curated record